This is a messenger RNA of Jaculus jaculus (lesser Egyptian jerboa), 150 nucleotides long. Its product is annotated as zinc finger protein 320-like. Bases 1 to 150 code for a protein of 49 amino acids. Gene Ontology annotation, biological process: regulation of DNA-templated transcription. Lineage: Eukaryota; Metazoa; Chordata; Mammalia; Rodentia; Dipodidae. The record is from RefSeq and is a predicted model, not a curated record. The transcript has a single exon.
AUGCCCCUUUCCCAGGAUCUGUUAACAUUCAGGGAUGUGGCCAUCAACUUCUCCCAGAAGGAGUGGGAAUGCCUGGACCCUGCACAGAGGGCUUUGUACAGAGAUGUGAUGUUGGACAACUACAGCAAAUUGUGUCUAAACCAAACUUGA